UUGCCUCAUAACCUCCACUAUCUGCUACAACUGCUUCAACAAAUCUGCCAUGGGUCCUCCUCGCCGAGCUCGUUCUAAUUCUUCUGUAUCAACACACUCUCAGCAACAUCGUCAUCAACAGCCGCAACCACUAGAGCCAGCUCCUCCAGAAACAAUCCCGUCUGCACAAUCACAUCUAGGAAUGUCUCCUCAGUCGCGCUAUCUCUCGAACAUGAAGGUUGUUCGUCGAAGAGACCCUUCUAUUGUAUCCAUAUUCGAUCAGUUCAGCCACGUUUGCGUGUACCACCAUAACGGCGACAAAUGGGAGAAGCAAGGUUAUGAGGGGAGUAUGUUUUUGUACGAGCGGGACUCUUACCCACCUUAUGGUCUCUACAUUUUGAAUCGUGUGGGCAUGGAUGACUACAUCCAGCGACUCUAUCCAGAAGAUGGCAUAGGCGCACAUGGUUCCUAUCUCAUGAUGCGUCAUUAUCCCGACUUUACCACACGCAGGCUCGCAGACGCACGAGACAAACUACCCCUUUCCAAGCAGGAAGGUCCUGCCUCUAAAUUUGCUCCCGAGUUCGUCGUGCCAAAUCUAGGACAACUACAAGAUACUGAGAAAGGCCGAUCCCAAACGGUCGGGUUGUGGUGCUUUGCAACUGAUGCAAGAGAAAGCAUGCAAGAUGUUGUGUUGAGAUUGCAUAGCUAUAUCAAGAAGAAUCUUCCGUAUCCGGAGGAGUAUAGAUAUGGCCCGGAUCGUCCUCCCCCGAACUUCCGGUCGUCAUCGAGGGCCAGUGAACGUUCACAUAUGCGCUCGGCAUCGAGCGCAUCCAAUACUAGCAGCAUACAUAGCAUUUCAGAGUCGGAAGAGUAUCACACAGGAAGUAAACCCGCACCCUCGGAUAGUAGUCGUUCCAACGGGAAUGUAUCUGAGCUCGAUAAACUCUUUGCCAAGCUGGGAGGCACGAGUUCUACUCCACAGCAUCUGUCCCUACAAUCGCAGAAUAAUGAGGCCUCUGCAAGUUUACUGGCAGGCCUACCCGGCGGCGGGAAUUCUCAUAGAACGGCGUCUGUUCCGCCACCGACCUCCAAUUCCGUUCCUCCAACUCGCGGAUUAGCUUUGUUGGAUACCAUCUUCGCCUCCGCACCACCGCCAAGCCAACCCAAUCGUGGGCCGUCUCGCACCGGAACGGCAUCAGCUUCCCUCCCCCCGCAUACCUCCACACAUUCACAAUCCGCAUAUACUACACAAGCUCAGUCUACCACAUACACUGUUGGACACACUGCCAGCUCACACAAUCCGCUCAUCCUUUCUCCCAAACCAACGUCUACUGCACUACCUCAGGUGCUUAACCAAGAUGUCAUCUCGACGCUUCUUGGGCUCCCCGCGUCGCGUGCCUAUGAGGGUGAUAACGAGGCAAGUGAUGACGGGUCUAUUUCAGAAGGAGGAUAUUCUGUUUCUAGCACUGUACUUGAUGCUGAUGCAGAAUAUAACGUGGAGCUGCAAGCUGCAGGGUCAUCCUCCGGGCUGCCACUCCUCUCUGUACCUAUGGGCCAAGCUGAGUACAACAGCACAAGAAAUGGGAGCAGCAGAACUCUGGGCGAUGUAACCCCUCGCCCACCGCUCCGAGGUUUCAACUCUGAUAUCACAGUGGUCGGGGACCUCCUCGCUGCUGCUCAGACUCAGAAGCACUCGCGUGCCUCACCACACCUUCAUAUUCCCUCUGUCGCACCUCCGCGACCUGGGGACCCAGAUACCACGCCCACGUCGACCAGCGUCAAUGGCACACACUCCGUACCCAAACCGCGCCCCCUUAUUCCGUUCGAGGCAGAUUCUGACUUGUGGCCAUACCCUCGUGCUCCGUUUGUCGAGGCGGACUCUGAUAUGAUCGAGCUCGACUUUGCCGAUACGAGUGCGCUGAGUGAUCCAGAUGCAUUUGCGAAGGAGCAGCGCUCGAAGAACAGGAGGAACCAGAAGAAAGGGCGGAAGGAGCGGGAGAAGGAUCGUGAGCGAGAGAGAGAGGAGAUAGAGAAUAGCUGGGAUGUGCCACCGCCUGUCAAGGCCAUGCCACUUCCACAGCCUCAAGAUGUCGUUUCGACACCUGCGGUCGUUGUCAAUGGCAAGGCCAAGCAUGUACGUAAGGAGCGUACUGGUUCUGUAGCCAGUCAGAGCUCCGUUGAUGGCCCAAACACCAUCGACGCCCAUGCUGUGCAUGCCUCUCUCCUGUCUGCUCUCGCUCAGAAGAAGAAUACAAGUUCGAAUAAUUUAUCGAGGAACGACUUUGUCCGGGAAGUUCUGACUCUCAUACACACAGACAAAGAUUUCGUGGACACUCUUUGGCAGGAGUACACCUCGAAUGCGAAAUGAUGUCCUGGGGAUGGCUUUGGAUGUCUGGAAAACUCAUUACAAGAGCUCAUAUAUUUUUGCUCGCGAUUGCUACCCCCACUACCCCUCCACUCCUUUGAUGAUGCGUAUUGUAGGCGUUGCCGCUGUGUUGCCGAGUAUCUUGUCAGGAACGUUUUGCAUUCGAUGAUAUUGUAUUUGCUUCGUUUGAUUCAAGUUUGGUUUGAGACUUCAUUUCGGUGAGAUAUAUAUCAUGUCG
Messenger RNA from Suillus clintonianus, 2582 nucleotides. RefSeq lists its product as uncharacterized. Gene Ontology annotation, molecular function: enzyme activator activity; mRNA binding. Lineage: Eukaryota; Fungi; Basidiomycota; Agaricomycetes; Boletales; Suillaceae. The transcript has 5 exons. Gene Ontology annotation, cellular component: P-body. The record is from RefSeq and is a predicted model, not a curated record. Bases 50 to 2347 code for a protein of 765 amino acids. Gene Ontology annotation, biological process: deadenylation-independent decapping of nuclear-transcribed mRNA; deadenylation-dependent decapping of nuclear-transcribed mRNA; positive regulation of catalytic activity.